Molecule: messenger RNA, 621 nt
Organism: Rhodamnia argentea
Lineage: Eukaryota; Viridiplantae; Streptophyta; Magnoliopsida; Myrtales; Myrtaceae
Product: heavy metal-associated isoprenylated plant protein 26
Exons: 2
Coding region: 30-491 (153 amino acids)
Molecular function (GO): metal ion binding
Source: RefSeq, a predicted model, not a curated record
CGAGAGGAAACGACGGUCGUUUAGGAGCGAUGGAGAUUUUGGAUUACGUCGCCGAUGUCUUCUACGUGCCUCGCAGCGACAGGAGGAAGCUCAAGAAGCGCAAGCAGCUCCAGACGGUGGAGAUAAAGGUGAAGAUGGACUGCGAGGGGUGCGAGAGGAGGGUGCGGAAGUCGGUGGAAAGCAUGAAGGGGGUGACUUCGGCGGAGGUCGACCCCAAGCACAGCAAGCUGACGGUGAUCGGGUACGUCGACCUGGGGAAGGUGCUCUGGCGGGUCCGGCACCGGACCGGCAAGGUCUGCGACUUCUGGCCCUACGUGCCUUACGACUUGGUGGACCACCCCUACGCCCCGGGGGCCUACGACAAGAAGGCCCCGCGGGGGUUCGUUCGGAACGUGCUGCAGGACCCGCAGGCCUCGACCCUCGCCCGCGCCAGCUCCGCCGAGGUCAAGUACACCACCGCCUUCAGCGACGACAACUGCGUAGUCAUGUAGAUAUUAGGAUAGGAGCUUCAGUGAGUGUGUAUAUUGAUGGUGGUAGGGUUUUGUGCGUGAUUUAUUUGGAAACUUGGGAAGAGUCUGGGGUCUGAAGUUUGUGGGGUCAAAGUUUGGUUUAGUUGAAGAA